Molecule: messenger RNA, 705 nt
Organism: Hevea brasiliensis (rubber tree)
Lineage: Eukaryota; Viridiplantae; Streptophyta; Magnoliopsida; Malpighiales; Euphorbiaceae
Exons: 3
Coding region: 1-705 (234 amino acids)
Source: RefSeq, a predicted model, not a curated record
AUGAAUGCACCACGUAGUGAUGUUGAUUUGAAGAUAAAUAUAAUGACACAUGGUGAGACUGAGGCAAUGACAUCAUAUGGGGUUGUUGAUCAUGAAUUAGAAAUAGCACCUCAUGGAGAGCAUGGAGUGACAAAUGAAAAUGAAGAGAAAGAAGAUGAAUUGCAAGAGCAAGUUAGAUGCAAGGCCAAAACGAAUGACCUGGUGCUUAUUGGGAAUGACUUAAGACAAUGUGAAGAAUUCAAAAAAUACCUUGAUAGAUGUUUUCACGUCAAGGAUCUUGGAAAACUCAAAUACUUUCUAGGAAUUGAAGUUGGUCAUUCACCUGAUGGCUUAUUUCUUUGUCAGCGCAAAUAUGCACUUGAUAUUCUAACUGAAUGUGGGAUGCUUGGAUGUAAGGCAAGUCCAUUCCCUAUGGAGCAACAACAUCGACUUAGUGUGGAUUCUGGAGAAAAGUUAUCUGAUGUUUCAAAGUAUAGAAGCUUGGUUGGAAGGCUCAUAUACUUGACUAUCACUAGACCUGACUUGACUUAUGCAGUGCAUAUCCUUAGUCAAUUUAUGCAUGAGCCAAGACGAAAUUGGGCUAGUUGUCCUAUGACUAGACGAUCAGUUACGAGUUAUUUUAUGAACCUUGGGAAUGCUCCUAUCUCUUGGAAAACUAAAAAGCAACCUACAGUAUCACGAUCUUCAGCUGAAGCAGACUAUUGA